Messenger RNA from Trametes versicolor FP-101664 SS1, 517 nucleotides. RefSeq lists its product as uncharacterized. The record is from RefSeq and is a predicted model, not a curated record. The coding region runs from base 101 to 517 and encodes 138 amino acids. The transcript is spliced from 3 exons. Lineage: Eukaryota; Fungi; Basidiomycota; Agaricomycetes; Polyporales; Polyporaceae.
ACACACCACCCACCAUCACCCAGUCGCCAUCUACUACUACCACCGCCGCAGCCCCUCUCACCCUUCCUCACAUCGUUCUCCUCGUCCAAGACACUCAAGCAUGACUCGUACUGCACGCGCUGCCUACCCCUCCGCGGUCAACAAGGACCGCUCGGAGGCGAAGAACGGCAUGGACAAGCACAUCCCCAAGGGCGGCGCCGGCCCGCACAACUGGGGCCGCCUGGAGGACGAGUACGAGCUCGAGAGCGCCGCGCUCGACGACGAGCAGGCCGACUUCGAGGACACCACUGGCCAGGUCUCGGUGAACAGCGACGCGGAGCGCCCCCCGACUGAACGGCGGGGCAGCUCGUUCACCCCCGAGGAGAUCCAGCAGGGCAUUGAGAUCCGCAAGAAGGCGCUCAAGUCACCGGACGUCGACCUCGGCUCGAUCGCGCGCACCGCGCCCGCCAUCUCCACCUCGCCCUCGCAGUCGACCCCCAUCGUGACCGACGCUGAUAAUCGAACGUCGAACGUGUAG